This is a messenger RNA of Mycotypha africana, 3374 nucleotides long. Its product is annotated as Spt20 family-domain-containing protein. The transcript is spliced from 9 exons. Bases 141 to 3086 code for a protein of 981 amino acids. Gene Ontology annotation, biological process: regulation of transcription by RNA polymerase II. The record is from RefSeq and is a predicted model, not a curated record. Gene Ontology annotation, molecular function: transcription coregulator activity. Gene Ontology annotation, cellular component: SAGA complex. Lineage: Eukaryota; Fungi; Mucoromycota; Mucoromycetes; Mucorales; Mycotyphaceae.
CCUUCUUACUUUGUUUGGCUCUUUUUACUUUUUCUUGUUGUCAACGAAUAUAAAAAUUGACGCCCUCUUCACCUAUUAUUCUCGUAUUUCAAUUUUAUCUGUAAAAUAUAUUGAGUCAUUAAACACUCAUAGCUACAGUUAUGGCUUCAGCCAAAGUUAUUGCCAAGUUACAGGCGAAUCAGAACGCAAUGACACAACUUGCGGAACUGCAUUCUAAACAAGGAUCUAUUCUAUCCUCACCUUCAUUAGCUGCAACAAAUAAGAAACAGAUUGCAAACACACAACGCUGGCAACAACCUUUGUUGGCAACACAAUCUUCGCAAAAAAUCCCACCUUUAAGAGACGAGAAAGCUUUAUUAAAAAGACAUGAAAACGAUCCGCCAUCACUCUGCUUACAUUUAUACCCGACUUAUUUCAAAUUUGAACAUGAGGAUGGCUUCUUCUCGUACAAGAGUCAAUUUGAGGAUUUUCUGAAAUGCAUCAAAGAGAAACGACUACCAGACGAUCUAAUGGAUGUAUUUAAUGAGGCUUCUUGUCGAUUUUACGAUGGAUGUCUUAUUGUUGAAAUACACGAUAAUCGAAUGAAGGCUUCUGACAAUAUGUCAAAAAGAAGGAUUGUAAUGAGGCCAACAGCAGCAAGUAUAUGGACAGAUAUCAUAUUGCUUAGUGAAGAAUGGGGUUUUCCCUGGACAGACGACAUAGCAUUGGAAUUAGAAGCACAUAUUUUGAUUGCAACAGAAGAACCUCUUUGUUUGGAUCCCACAAUCCAAGUAUCGCGGUUAAGUAAUGCCAUUGAGUUCACGACACAACAAAGGCGUCCGAAGAAGAGAGCAAAGUAUAAUUCCGUUGAACGUGAACAAAAGCUUGCAAAAGAAGCUGAGAAAAAUAAACUCAUGACGCUGAUGGAUAGUCGAGCCAAAAGAGGGUUUCCUUUUGAACCUAAUUUUGGAAAGCUUUCAUUUAUCCAUGAUUGGAGAGUCAAAAGAACUAAGCAAGGAUCAGAACCAUUGCCAGCUAUUGACAUUAAAAAAGGGAAAGGUAGAAAAGGCAUCUCGGAGCCAUCCAUACUGCCAGAUGGGAAGAAAUGUUGCAGAACGAUUCGUUUUGAGAGGUCGGAAAAUGGUAAAAAGGUCUUUACCAUUGUUAACAUAUACACCAUGAAUGGUGAAUAUAAUGGUGUGUUUCGGUGGGGAACAGUAUAUGACACCAGUAUCGAUGGUGGAAACAUCGAUUUUGAUAUUGGACCUGAAUAUCUUAUGGAAUCAUAUGUUAUACAUUUGAAAGCGACCUAUGGACAAUUCAAUACACUAGUUUGUGACAAUUCAGCUGCAGCCGUUACGAAUGUUUUGCAAUCUUCACCUUCUGUGAAUCGUCUACCACCAUCCUCAGUUAUACCACCCAAUUUACAACAGCAACAAGUCCAACAACAGCAGCAACAAGUGACAAAUUUCCAGUUACAACAAUUGCAUGCUCAACAAAAUCGUGCCAUGCAAGCAAAAGCUGCUAUGUUACCCCCACAUCAACGAGCUCUGUUAGCUCAAGCACAAGCGCAACAAGCUGCACAGCAACAAAAUAUACUUCAGAUUUCACAACCGCCGCAGCAACUCAAUAUACAAACUCAAGUACAGGCGCCAAUGCAAUCACCUGUUCAAAGUCAAACACAGGCGCAGGCACAGGCACAAGCCCAAGCACACAUCCACGCUCAAAAUCAAGCCUCCACUCAGCCCCAUAUGCAGCAGAAUACAGCUCAACAAUCAAGAGCAUCAACCCCUACGCAGUCUCAUGUUAGCAGCUCUUCUAUUUCGCAAACACCCAUUCAACAAGCAGCUUCUUUACCGGCUCAGUCUAUAGCCUUGCCGAAUAAUGGUAUAAAAUCUCAACAGCAAACACCUACACAAUCGCAAGCCCAACUAUCUGCUCAGCAUAUGGCUGCUUUACGUCAACAGCAACAACAGCAGCAACAACAACAAAAUGCAGCUAUACAAGCUCUUGGAUUACAACAGCAAGCGCAAUCACAGGUACCUCAACAGGUACAACCUCAACAACAACCAAGGAAUAUGCUUUCAACAGCGCCUGCAUCACAAAUACCCAAUAUGGCAAUGAACGCGAAUAAUAACAUACCUGCUACUCCCGGUUUAGGACCAACAAUAACUCAGGCGCAAUUAUUACAGGGAGGUGUUACUAAUAAUACAGCAAACAUUCAGCAAAUAGCCUUAGCUCAAGCUUUAGCCACCGGGUCUUACCAAGGCGCUAUGCAAAAGAUUCAGCAAUGGGUGACAGCAGGUGCGUUGCCCUUAGGCAUGGCUCAACAACUCGUGUCACAAAUAGCUACUCGUAAUGUACAGGCACAGCAAGCAAUGCAACAAGCAGCACAACAAUCACAACAGCAACAGACUGUUCAGCAAGCGCCUCAAAUGAUCCCUCAGCAACAAGCAGCAGCGCAACAACAGUUUAAUCAACAAUCGCCUGUGCAGCAAAGAGUGGCUUCGACCAUCGCACAACCACAAGCUCAAUCGGUGCAACAACAGACAUCACAGCAGUUACAAGGCCAAUCAGCCGCUUCUCAGUUGUUUGCACAAUUAAGUCCAGAACUUCAACAGCAAAUGGCCACUUUGCUUACACGCCGAAACCAAUUGUUCGCUCUUGCUCAACAAAGAGCUAUACCCGCCGAACAGUUAAAAAUUCAAUAUGCACACCUGCAGCAGGCACAUCAAAAUAUUCUCCAACAGCAUCAGCAGCAGCAGCAGGCACAACUACAAACACAACAAUCUCUCCAACAACAAGCGCAAGCACGUGCUGCUGCUCAAGCAGCACAAGCAACACAGGUUCAAGCAAGUCAAACACCACAAAUGACAAAUGCGUUAUUGAAUCAACCUGGUAAUGCUACUCCACAAACAAAAUUACAACAAACUCCUGUUCUACCACAGCAGCAACAAACUCCCCAAUUAGCUCAACAAUCACAGCAGCAGCAGCACACAAGCCCAGCAACAAGGACAAGAUCGUGGUGCAGCUCUAACUCAACAACAACAAUUAGCUGCACUUCAAGUGAUGCGACAAAAUGGGCUUUUACGUGCUGGUGUCGGUAAUAAUCUUCAGCAUCAAAAUGUAAAUCGAGCGGCGGCGGCAGCUAUGAUAGCCAAUCUGAAUAAUCCUAAUAGUAGGAUCAAUGCUGCUGCAUUACAAGCUGCUAAUGCUAUUGCUGGAACAUCAGGUGUACCUGGCACGCCAUCAAUGACAGCAGCAGUACCCAAUAUGAAUACCAAUACUGCUACGGCUAACACAACUAACGCAAAUAACAAUAACGCUGCUUUAUUGAACCAGCAAGCGCAACAAAAUUUACAACAAUUUCAAAUGAACCUUCAAUAUCAACAACA